AUGUUUCAGGAUGGCACUGAUAAACCGGAGGUGGUCGAUAAUUCGGCGUAUGAAGAACCGAAACAAGACGAAGGGCGCGUGGUGCUUGAAAAACGCACUGAUCAAGCAUAUCAUCUGAAAGGAUCGGGAGCUGUGCCCGUUGUAGAUCCUUCUGAUCCGUCAUUAGCGAGCACCGUAAAGCAGUAUCAAAUGCGUCAUUCGCGUACCCCACACGUAGAGACCGCUGAAACGACAAUUACUAUAAAGGGUCGCGACGAUUUACCGCAUAUGGUUGUGACGGAUUCUUCGCCCCGCAAAACGGUCGAAGCGUGGCAUGAGACAACAACAAGUCCUGAAACGGUUGUCACGGAUGUUGAUCAUCAGGGCAAUGUGAUCAAGAGAACCAUCAAGACUCAGCAAGUCAAGCAUACCGUGCAGAGGCAGACAUAUCAGACUUUUGGAGUUCUCGGCCAAAAUGGAGAGCAACAGGGCGUACAUGUGGUUGAGACAACACAGAAGUCGAUCACACCAGUGGGCGAUAAUGCAGUGACAAGCACGCAGGCUCCGAUUGUGGAGACGCGAAGUCAUGCGUUAGCAUACGAGUCGUUGAGGGGAGGCAGCAGUGCUGUGACAAAUGGCAGCGAUUAUUCCGAUAUCCCUGGAGAACUAGUCUCAAGCCGCACAAUCACACAGGGUAAUCGAACCAUCGAAACAAUCACUUACAAAACAGAGAAAAAUGGUGUUGUUGAGACUCAUGUUGAGCAUCGUGUUACCAUACAGUCUGGCGAUAACAUCGACCAUGAUGCGGAAUUGAGCCAGGCAAUUCUGGAAGCAACCAAUAUGAAUCCAGAUAUGACAGUUGAAAAAAUAGAGGUGAAGCAGGAAUCACAAUGUUAG
Molecule: messenger RNA, 876 nt
Organism: Gongylonema pulchrum
Lineage: Eukaryota; Metazoa; Nematoda; Chromadorea; Rhabditida; Gongylonematidae
Source: the annotation of a GenBank genome assembly